AUGUUGAUGGACUCCCCCAAUGCCACCACAGACCUCCCAAUUGCCAACAGGACCAACAAGACCUUCUGUAGCAUUGACCAACAGCUGGUGAUCCCCAACGCACUCUUCCUGACCUUGGGCACCUUGAGCUUCGUGGAGAACCUGCUGGUGGUGGCCGCCAUCGUCAAGAACCGGAACCUGCAUUCGCCAAUGUACUAUUUCAUCUGCUGCCUGGCUGUCUCAGACAUGCUGGUAAGUGUCAGCAAUGUGGGGGAGACCGUCUUCAUGCUUCUCAUAGAACAUGGGGUGCUGGACAUAACGCCUGCCGCCGUGAGGCGCGUGGACGAUGUCAUGGACAUGCUGAUCUGCAGCUCCCUGAUGUCCUCGCUCUCCUUCCUGGGCGUCAUCGCCAUUGACCGCUACAUCACCAUCUUCUACGCCUUACGCUACCACAGCAUCAUGACCUUCCAGCGGGCGGUCAUCGUCAUCGUGGCCGUCUGGUUGGCCAGCAGCGUUUCCAGCUCCAUCUUCAUUGCCUACGACAGCGCCGCCGUCAUCCUGUGCCUGGUGGUCUUCUUCCUCGCCAUGCUCACCCUCAUCAUGGGGCUGUACAUCCACAUGUUCUCCCUGGCUCACCGGCACGCGCGCAGGAUCUCCAGCAUGCAGCGGAAGCAGACAGCCCCCCAGUUCACCAGCAUGAAGGGGGCCGUCACGCUCACCAUCUUGCUAGGGGUCUUCUUCAUCUGCUGGGGCCCGUUCUUCCUCCACCUGAUCCUCAUCCUCAUCUGCCCUAAUCAACCCGCCUGUCAAUGUUACUUCAGCUACUUCAGCCUCUACCUCAUCCUGGUCAUUUGCAACUCGGUCGUGGACCCGGUCAUCUAUGCCUUCCGAAGCCAGGAGCUCAGGAGAACCUUGAAAGAGGUGGUGCUCUGCUUCUGCCCGCCGCCGCCGCCGCCGCCGCCCUCCGGAGUACCCGCCGCCGCCCCCGUCCGCAGCAUGAGGGAGAUCGUGCACAUCCAGGCGGGCCAGUGCGGCAACCAGAUCGGGGCCAAGUUCUGGGAGGUGAUCAGCGAUGAGCACGGUAUAGACCCCAGUGGGAACUACGUUGGCGACUCUGAUUUGCAGCUGGAAAGGAUCAGCGUCUAUUACAAUGAAGCAUCCUCUCACAAAUAUGUCCCUCGGGCUAUCCUGGUGGACCUGGAGCCCGGCACCAUGGACAGCGUUCGUUCAGGCGCUUUCGGACACCUCUUCAGACCAGACAACUUCAUCUUUGGUCAAAGCGGCGCUGGGAACAACUGGGCAAAGGGACAUUACACGGAAGGGGCUGAGCUGGUGGAUUCUGUGUUGGACGUGGUGAGGAAGGAGUGUGAGAACUGCGACUGUCUGCAAGGCUUCCAGCUCACGCACUCCCUGGGUGGGGGGACGGGGUCCGGCAUGGGGACCCUCCUCAUCAGCAAAGUCCGCGAAGAAUACCCCGACCGGAUCAUGAACACUUUCAGCGUGGUGCCUUCCCCCAAAGUGUCUGACACAGUGGUGGAACCCUACAACGCCACCUUGUCCAUCCACCAGUUGGUGGAGAACACGGACGAGACCUACUGCAUCGACAACGAAGCCCUCUACGACAUCUGCUUCCGGACCCUCAAGCUGGCCACCCCCACCUACGGAGACCUCAACCACCUCGUCUCGGCUACCAUGAGCGGCGUCACCACCUCCCUGAGAUUCCCGGGGCAGCUCAACGCCGACCUGCGCAAGCUGGCCGUCAACAUGGUACCCUUCCCUCGCCUCCACUUCUUCAUGCCCGGCUUUGCCCCGCUGACGGCCCGCGGCAGCCAGCAGUACCGAGCCCUGACGGUGCCGGAGCUCACCCAACAGAUGUUUGAUGCCAAGAACAUGAUGGCCGCCUGCGACCCCCGCCACGGCCGCUACCUCACCGUGGCCACCGUCUUCAGAGGCCGCAUGUCCAUGAAGGAGGUGGACGAACAGAUGCUGGCCAUCCAGAGCAAGAACAGCAGCUACUUCGUGGAAUGGAUCCCCAACAACGUCAAGGUGGCCGUGUGCGACAUCCCGCCCCGGGGCCUGAAGAUGUCCUCAACCUUCAUUGGCAACAGCACGGCCAUCCAGGAACUCUUCAAGCGCAUCUCCGAGCAGUUCACGGCCAUGUUCCGGCGCAAGGCUUUCCUCCACUGGUACACAGGCGAGGGCAUGGACGAGAUGGAGUUCACGGAGGCAGAGAGCAACAUGAACGACCUGGUGUCCGAGUACCAGCAGUACCAGGACGCGACAGCUGAAGAGGAAGGAGAGAUGUACGAAGACGACGAGGAGGAAUCCGAAGCCCAGGGCGCCAAGUGAGGGGCCUGGGCUG
This is a messenger RNA of Elgaria multicarinata webbii, 2341 nucleotides long. It is a transcript of the gene TUBB3, whose product is annotated as tubulin beta 3 class III. The transcript has 5 exons. Gene Ontology annotation, cellular component: microtubule; membrane; cytoplasm. The record is from RefSeq and is a predicted model, not a curated record. Lineage: Eukaryota; Metazoa; Chordata; Lepidosauria; Squamata; Anguidae. The coding region runs from base 1 to 2328 and encodes 775 amino acids. Gene Ontology annotation, molecular function: G protein-coupled receptor activity; GTP binding; structural constituent of cytoskeleton. Gene Ontology annotation, biological process: mitotic cell cycle; G protein-coupled receptor signaling pathway; microtubule cytoskeleton organization.